AGGCAGUGAUUCUGCUGAAGAUGGUUGAUGUUCCAGGGCCUCCGCUCCUAUCUCUGCUGCUGCUGUUGAGUGUGUUGGCUCUGCCUGCCACAACAUACACCCUGACCCCUGGCAGACAGCGCCAUGCCCAGCACAAAGUCCUGCAACUGGACUGGCCUAAGGACUGUGGCAUGGCCCACUAUAAACCCAACAUGGCUGAACGGAUCGUCUCUGGCAACGAGGCCAGACCUCACUCCUGGCCAUGGCAGGUCUCCCUACAGGUUCGUCCCAGAGGCAGUAAGCACUACAUCCACGUCUGUGGAGGAACUCUCAUCCACAAGAACUGGGUCCUCACUGCUGCCCACUGCUUCCAGAAGGGUAAAGCCGAGGAUGCUGGGAGUUGGAGGAUCGUCCUGGGGAAGCACCGGCUGAAACGUUCCGAGAAGCCUGAGAGGACUAUCCCGGUGAAGAGGAUCUACCGUCACGAGCACUUCCGUUACCCCACACACAGCGAGCUGGACUACGACAUCGCCCUGGUCAAGGCUGCCACCGAUAUCGUGCCCAACAACCACAUACGCUACGCAUGCCUGCCGCGCAAACAGAUCAACCUGAAGCCUGGACAAUACUGCUGGGUGACCGGCUGGGGAGACACUCGGGGUGGGAAGGAGAAUGUGUCUUUGGCUGAGGCUCUGAACCAGGCCCGUCUGCCCAUCAUCGACUUCAAGACCUGCCGUCAGAAAAAGUUCUGGGGAGAACGUGUCAGGGACUCCAUGAUCUGUGCCGGCUUCAGAGACACAGAAGGACCACCUGCUGCCUGCCAGGGUGACUCAGGGGGUCCUCUGCUCUGUCAGCUGGGGCGUGACAGGUGGGAGGUGCACGGUGUGGUGAGCUUCGGCCCAAUUGGCUGCACCGUGGAGAACAAGCCCAGCGUGUUCACCCGCACUGCCAACUACAUCCCCUGGAUCGAGGCUACCCGCAUCAGAGACUUCUUCCUGCAUUAGACCACACACACACACAGAACCUAACAACCCCUCUGCACCCACCAAACUACAGCAUUGUUUUUGGGGGAGAGGUACCAUAUUAACCCCGCCCCCUUCAACCUCUCCCCAUCCCCGCUGUGACCCUGACCUGUGAGUCACUACAUUGACAUCAGACAAUAUUUGAAUAAAUCAAUAAAUGGUGCUUUCAAAACAACAAGGUAAAAUCGUGACGUCAGCGAUCUUCAAGGUGGAAAGUCGGAGCUCUAGGAUGAUUCCAGAGUUUCCGACUUGGAUGACAGUUAAAAAAACUAUUUUUCCCAGUCGGAGCUGGUUUUUUCCAAGUUCCCAGUUGUCUUAAAAGCACUGAGGUUGGAGCUUUCCGAGUAGCCCAGUUGUCUUCAACGUGGCAAAAGACUAAAACAUUUUACAUGCACCAAUGUACGCUGAUCAGCAUUUCAUUAAUCAAGCCAUCUGUCAUUAUGUUGUCAGCUGUGUUGAGUUGUGUGUUCAUCUGUUAUUCAGAACUCCCUAUCCACUGAAUGUGAAUGUCAGUGGAGGCUGGUGGGAGGAGCUACAGGACAGGCUCAUUGUAAUGGCUGAAAUGGAACGGAGUCAAACGUGCUUUCCAUAUGUUUGAUACCGUUCCAUGUAUUCCAUUCCAACGAGACCGUCCUCCUAUAGCUCCUCCCACCAGCCUCCACUGGUGUAUGUUAAGGACAGUUUGUUUCGUAAUCACACUCAUGUCAAUGAUUCAAUGUUGUUCUAUGUCCAUAACCUAUCCAUUUUGUCCUGUUAAAUGUAACAUUCAGAAUCAUGUUCUCCCAUUUUAAUGGUGCAUGCAAAGGAACAGAUUUGCAAUUUGUAUGGCACUGAUGACACCUUUACCUUCACCCCGUCCCCAACCACCAUUCCACUUCCUGGUUGUACUCUUUCCUGACUACAACUCCCAUCAUGCAGUAUGUCACCCAAUAAAGUCAGCAGAAAAAGCA
Molecule: messenger RNA, 1948 nt
Organism: Coregonus clupeaformis (lake whitefish)
Lineage: Eukaryota; Metazoa; Chordata; Actinopteri; Salmoniformes; Salmonidae
Product: chymotrypsin-like elastase family member 2A
Exons: 6
Coding region: 21-980 (319 amino acids)
Biological process (GO): proteolysis
Molecular function (GO): serine-type endopeptidase activity
Source: RefSeq, a predicted model, not a curated record